Molecule: messenger RNA, 1104 nt
Organism: Wallemia ichthyophaga EXF-994
Lineage: Eukaryota; Fungi; Basidiomycota; Wallemiomycetes; Wallemiales; Wallemiaceae
Product: Eukaryotic translation initiation factor 3 subunit H
Exons: 1
Coding region: 1-1104 (367 amino acids)
Source: RefSeq, a predicted model, not a curated record
AUGUCGUUAGCCUCGAGACUCGCCGCGAAAGAAGCCUCGCAGAAUGCUUUGGCUGCUCAACACGACAACGAUCACCGCAUAUCUCUUCCUCUUCAUCUCCAGAACGCUGUCCACGAUUCUGCACCUGUCGACAAAAUCUCCGUCGACAGCCUCGCUCUGUCCAAGAUUGCCAAACAUGCCUCUGAAGCCGGUACAAGCUCCACCGGCAUUUGUCUCGGCCUCGAUUUACUCCAGACGCUCGAGAUUUCCAACGCCUUCCCCUCCUACCAGCCAUUCCUCGGCUCUUCCGAAGAAGACGAGCGCAAAGCCAAAAUUCUGCGCAACCAAUACAACGCCAAAAUGUGUCGUAACCUCCACGACGCUGACCUCGAUGACCAGCCUGUCGCUGUGUACAUGGCUGUAGAGUAUGGUGCCACCAUUAGCGAGACUCUAAUCAGCUACGCGCCACUCCUCAGUGGUCUCGGCAAGAACAAGGGCUUCGUAUUGGUGUACGACCAAUCUUCCGCUCGCAACGGCAAUCUCAACCUCAGAGCAUACAGACUUGCUGAGCACUUUGUUCACGCUCUUCGCAAUAACCAGUUCACUGAGAGGUGUCUUACCGAGAACCAGCUCACUUUCCACCAAAUCCUCAUCGAGUUUCCCGUGGAAAUCAAGGCGUCGGCGCUGACCAGCGCGUAUGUACAGUCCCUGGCCACUCCUCAUGCUCAACACUUGGACAAACGCACCACUCUCGCCCGCAACCCCUCCAAAACACUUGAGAUCAACCUCGAGUCCCCACUGCAGGGCAACGUAGACAGCCUGGUCGACAGCGUCGAUGCGUACAGAGACGAGCAGUCGCAGCUCGCUUUCGCCCACAGACACGCACUCAGAGAGAGGAGCAAGGUUGAGGGUCAAAUUAGCAAGCUGCAGCAACAGCGUGCUAGCCAGGGACUCGGUGCUCUCAGUGAGGCUGACAUUGCACGCGCUUUCAAACUCCCCCAAGAACCAACUAAACUGCCCAGCCUCGUCUUGCAGGGACAGAUGGACUGUGUUAGCAGGAGACUGAAGGAUGUCUGUGAAGUCGGUGUCGCUAUGACCCACCCGUCUUCUCUGCAGGGUGUUUAA